Molecule: messenger RNA, 894 nt
Organism: Medioppia subpectinata
Lineage: Eukaryota; Metazoa; Arthropoda; Arachnida; Sarcoptiformes; Oppiidae
Source: the annotation of a GenBank genome assembly
CAAUUUGUCAAUUGCAUCAACUCAUUCACUGUGGACGCGAGCGCAGUAGACAAGGCAGGGGACGGUACGGUUGAGCCGACCAUUACGGGCCCGUCGGGCAAGAAAGUCAACUCUCACGUCAAGAAUAAUAACGACGGCACGUAUAAAGUGAACUACAUUUUACCCGACGAGGGUGAAUACAAAUUUGACGUGAAGUUUGAUGGCUCACCCAUACCGGGCGCCUCUCCCGUAGCCGUGAAGGCCACACAUGGAGCCGAUCCUAAGCGCGUCAAAGUGUACGGACCGGGCAUUGAGAAGGGAUUCCUUAACCAACCAAAUCAGUUCACUAUUGAGACAAUUAAUGCCGGCAACGGAGGCAUUGGGCUGUCGGUUGAGGGACCCACCGAAGCAAAGGUCACCUGUCGUGACAAUAGGGACGGCACAUGUCUUGUCGAGUAUAUACCCAAUGAGGGAGGCGUCUAUGAUGUGGCCAUUAAAUUUGCCGAUGAAAAUGUGCCAGGAAGUGUAUUCAAAGUGCCGGUACAGAGCGAAGUGGACGCCACCAAAGUGACGGCUACCGGUGCGGGCGUUGACCCAAACAAUUGUCGUGCGGCCGCAUCACUGCCUUUCAAAGUGAACGCCAAACGCUCGGCCAAAGCGCCGCUCGCCGUAGAGGUCAUCUCAGAUAAGGGACCCAUCGCUCAGAAGCCAGAGAUUGUGGAUAACAAAGACGGCACGUAUGACGUGUUGUACGUCCCGCCGCCCGAAGGCAGCAAAUGCGAUGUCAAAGUGACGUAUGGGGGCAAAGAUAUUCAGGGCAGUCCAUUUAAAAUGAAAGUGAAGAAGAAGUCUGAGCCGAAGAAUGUAAAGCUUUCGGGUCCGGGACUGGACAAGAAGGUGACGGCGAGUUUGUCC